This is a messenger RNA of Brienomyrus brachyistius, 3093 nucleotides long. RefSeq names its product lysine (K)-specific demethylase 8 (gene kdm8). Bases 430 to 1653 code for a protein of 407 amino acids. Gene Ontology annotation, cellular component: nucleus. The transcript is spliced from 8 exons. Lineage: Eukaryota; Metazoa; Chordata; Actinopteri; Osteoglossiformes; Mormyridae. The record is from RefSeq and is a predicted model, not a curated record. Gene Ontology annotation, molecular function: histone H3K36 demethylase activity.
ACAUGUCCUCUGAUUGCACUUUAAUGUUGUAGUUUACUACAUUUGGAUAAACUGACUUGUUUGAGGAAGCAAUAUAGUCGUGACCAAUCUAUAAUAAAACAGUAAAACAUUAUUUGCGAUUGAGAAAUAAUAUUAGAAUCGUCAUUCAUAAAUACACCACGGGGUCAAUCAAAAGUUGGAGUACACCUGCUUGAAACCUUAACGAUGUUUUAGACUGAACACACUUUUCUUUUAACGAGUGACAGUAUUUAAAAAUGUAAUCAGCGAAGAUGAUGAGAGCAGUUCUGCGACUAUUUCCCACUCUCAUGCAUGUAAGAGGCAGUGUCGUGAUCUUUACUAAAUCCAUAACAUAGCAUACGUAAAGGCUUGUCAUUCCAACGGGAUUAAGACUAGUUGGACAGUCCGUUCAUUACGAAGGCCCUACGGAUCAUGGCCAGUGUGUGGAAGGAGAUCCGAGCAGCUCUGCCUCCAACCGAGGCAGACUUUCCUCUGCACUUCAGUGAGAAGGUGGAGCGCAGUGUGGUGAAGGUGCUGGAGCAGGCCAGGCUGCAGCUCUACGGCACCGGGAGCACCUAUCUCCUUCAGCACACCGCCCAGACCAUCUUGGACUUCUCUUGGGAGAGGCUCAACAUCGGGACCUGGAGGGAUGUGGACAAGGAGUGGCGGAGGGUGUACGCCUACGGCUGCCUGUUCAAGGUGGCGGCACUGUGCUGUGCGGAGCCCGGCGAGGCGGAGGUCUGCGAGGCCAUCAGGACGUGCGACAUGGGUCUGCUGAUGGGGGCCUCCAUCAUGGAGGACGUGCUUCAGACGAUGGUGGUGAUCUUGCAGCGCAGGCUGAGGCGGGGGUGUUCAGAGCAGGCAAACGCUGCCGAGGGGCCCAGUGCAAAGAGACUGAAGGAGAGCUGCGUUCUUGUACCUGCAAUCAGUCCGGCUAAGGAAGUCCCCAGGACAAAGUGUCUGCCUUUAGAUCGCUUCCGGGUGGAUUACCUGACUCAGCAGAAGCCAGUGAUCUUAGAGGGCGCCAUAGACCACUGGCCUGCAUUUAAUGACCACAAAUGGAGCAUAGAGUACCUGCGCAAGGUAGCAGGCUGUCGGACUGUCCCGGUUGAAGUGGGCUCCCGUUACACAGAUGAGGACUGGUCACAGAAGCUCAUCACCGUAAGCGCCUUCAUAGACCGCUACAUACUUGGAAAGGAGGAAGGAGAUGGUGUCGGGUACCUGGCCCAGCAUCAGCUCUUCGAUCAGAUCCCGGAAUUGAAGGCUGAUAUCAGUAUCCCUGACUACUGCUGCCUGGGGGAGGGAGAUGAGGAUGACAUCACAAUCAACGCCUGGUUUGGCCCGGCGGGGACCAUCUCCCCUCUACACCACGAUCCCCAGCACAACCUUCUGGCUCAGGUGGUGGGAAGCAAGUACAUCCGGCUCUACUCUCCAGAGGACAGCAGGAAGCUGUACGCCCAUCAGUCUCAGCUACUGCACAACACCAGCCAGGUGGACGUGGAGAGCCCGGAUAAUGGCCGCUUCCCGCUGUUUGGAGAGGUCCCCUACCAAGAGUGCCUGCUGCAGCCAGGGGACAUGCUCUUCAUCCCUGCUCGUCACUGGCACUACGUGCGUUCCCUCCAGCUCAGCUUCUCUGUCAGCUUUUGGUGGUCCUGACAUCAAGUGCAAUCCAAGCUUCUGGGUAAACGUCUGAAGCUGUGAAUUCCAGGAACACUUUUAGAAGUCAGUUUCUUUGCACAAUAUGUAUUUUUUUCUUAAAAUUUCCAGCUCCAGCUGGAGUACAUACAUAAUGUCUGCUUGUUUAUUUGGUUGAACUUUUAUCACUUCUAGCAACAUUUUUCGUCAGAUUAGCACACCACUGUUUGUGGCCCAAACCAUCAGCAGCAGGCCAUUGCAGAACAUCAGAAGUUGAACAGUUCAUCUGAUGGCUUUAUGGGGAAGUGGGAAAGUUGCUCACAGAUCUAGCGAACAGCAACAUGCAUCUACAAGAAGCCUCCCAUGCUUCAGAAAAGGAGUGUUUGUGGUAACUGUAGAAUAACCCAGGAAAGCCUCAUGCAAAGUGCUGGAAAUUUAACAAGUGUGUAACCCAAUAUAAAUAUUCCAUACUCAGAUUAGCAAUUCGACACAUUUAAAUAAUCCACUGAACUACAAGAAAUGUUUAUGCAAACAGCCUUUUAUUAAAACCAAGCUUUAAAAAAAGUACAGUUAAAUUUCGAAAAUACAAAACCGUGCAAAGGGAACGUCGAGAAAGUCUUCUUCAUAUAUUUGCUUGUCUAGACAGACACCCUGUGGAACACUUCCAAUCUUUAUCUGGAAUCAGUGAGGAACUAAUAUUUACAAAUGAAAAAUGGACAGGUUCAGACAUGAUAACCAUGAGCUAAUGAUAAAAUAACAAAGUUGGUGUUAGAUUUGCAGGAGAUGAACGUGAAGCGCUAUCUUCUUCGACGAGAAUGCGAAGUUGAAGGAGUUGGAGUAGUGUUCUCCAUCUCCGAAGGUACCUGAGAUGUAUUCCUGAUCUCUGAAUCACAAGCACACCUCAAAGUCAAUCCUCAGAAGUAACUACAGUUAUUUCUAGUAAUGAUGCAGAAUUUUGUCCAAAUAAACAUUUUACAAUACUUAAGCCUAAUUUUUAACUAGCACUAGCAGCACUCAUGCAAAAACAGUAGACUCUUAUCUAACAUAUGUAAAGAAAAUCUUGGAAAGGGACAGUCAUCAAAAUUGCACAGCUUACUAAAUUAUGUUGCCAGUGAUACAGUGAAAAUGUUUUCGUGAAACUUAUUGGUGGUCUCAGCCCAGUGGAAUAUCAGGGUGCCUGCCAUGUGCUGAUUGCAUGUGCAUAACGUGAUGUCGACAUUAACAUAUGCAUGAUAUGUACAAACCAGCUCACUGUAAAUAUCGAUAUUGUCAUCAGCCCUUAAUUUCUUUAUCAGUCAGACACUAAUACCAACAUGCUUAGCCCUUCUAAAGAGUCACAUUAACCACAAAUUCAGCAUUACACAGUAUUAUGUGGCCUUUUUGCCUCUGCAUGAUCAUUUAUUUUUCUAGAAGUAACCACUGAAAAAUUAAUAAAGGACCGAUCUAGUGUGUAAAAUCUCA